UUUCUUUCCCUCAAUAAUUGACAUUGAAUUCGUGUUAAAUUUUGUCUUUUGUUUGAUCAAUUGAUUUGUGAUUAUUUACUAUUCUAGAAUCUUUAGUCUUUGCUUUUAAUAACUUUGAGUGUGUUCUUAAUUGUGAUUGUGAAUGUGAGUUGGUUUCUUUUUUGUUGUAUGAAUUGUAGUUUCACUGAAAAUGACGAAAACAUCAAAUAGUGAAAAUAAGAAAGAAACACCAACCAAACUGUUUCCAAUUUUCUAUUACAAAAAUGAUCCUGGUAAAGUGACUAAACCUCCCCGGACUCCUGGUUCUGGAUCGAAGAGGAAAAUUCUAUCCCAAAAACAGAAUAAAUCAGCAAAAUCUCAACGUGAUCAAUAUUUUAUCGAUGCUGGACAAAGAGAUUUUGAUAGUGUUCGGUGUAAAACAUGUUACAUGCUUUUCUCGCCCGGAGAAUAUGAAGAUGAAAGUGAACACAGUAAAUAUCAUGAUACUUUCAUUAAUUCCCUUAAAUAUACACCAUGGAAGCAAGAACAAGUGAUCAAGAGUUUUCCAGAUAAAUCAAAGAUUCUCCUGGUAAAACCAGAUCAUCCCAAGCAUAUGUUAAAAAAGGUUGAUGAGCUUUUUAAAAUCGCCGACAUGGAAUUGGGAAUCAAUGUCAGUCUAUUUGAUUGUGUUAAACCUGAUAUGGUUUUCCUUUUGUACAUUAAAAACAAUCGUAUUGUGGGCUUUGUGGUGGGUCAAGCAAUAAAAGAAGCCAAUGUAUAUAAUCCAUCUACUGGAAUGAUAAAUAUUGCCGAUUCAGUUCCAUGUGAAAUCGGAAUCUCCCGAAUCUGGAUCCAUCCAAAUUACCGUCGAAAUGGAGUUGGAACUCAUCUCAUUGAUUCUUGUCGUUACAUUUUCAAGCCUGAUUAUCCAGUGUCCAAGGAUAAAAUCGCCUUCACGGAUCCAACCGAAGAAGGUCAAGCUUUCGUAUUCAAAUACACCGGAAGAAAAGAUAUUCUUGUUUUUACCGUCGAAUAAUUUUUUUGUUAAUUCUCUUAACCACAAAAUCCACUGAAUACUUGCAAAAGAAAAUUGUUUCUCUCUCUCAUGCAAGAUAUUUAUACAAUUUUAUCGAACUUAUCGAAUUCAUUUGACAAUCUAACACCUUAUUCAAUUUAUUUUCGUAAAUUCUCAAUUAAAUGAGAGAGUGUGGCAAAAAAUAAUCAAUAAUUUCAAAAUGUUUUCUCAAUAAUUCAUUUGUGAUUUUAUACAAACAAAAAAUUCUUAUAAAUAACUUUCUUUCACUUCAUCUUCACUUU
Messenger RNA from Panonychus citri (citrus red mite), 1296 nucleotides. RefSeq names its product N-acetyltransferase ESCO2-like (gene eco). The record is from RefSeq and is a predicted model, not a curated record. Gene Ontology annotation, cellular component: chromatin; nucleus. The transcript has a single exon. Bases 191 to 1015 code for a protein of 274 amino acids. Gene Ontology annotation, molecular function: protein-lysine-acetyltransferase activity. Gene Ontology annotation, biological process: mitotic sister chromatid cohesion. NCBI's taxonomy places the organism in Eukaryota, Metazoa, Arthropoda, Arachnida, Trombidiformes, Tetranychidae.